Messenger RNA from Chironomus riparius, 370 nucleotides. NCBI's taxonomy places the organism in Eukaryota, Metazoa, Arthropoda, Insecta, Diptera, Chironomidae. The record is from the annotation of a GenBank genome assembly.
UUAGUUUAAAAAAAGGAUCACAAAAAUGAGGUCAAUUUUAGUUUUCGGUUUGUUGUUUGGAAUCUUCGUUCUAUCUGUUUACAGUGAAAAGUCUGCUGAGGAUAGCUCCAAGAACGAACUUCCCACAGUAAAAUCUCAACCAGCUGCAACAGGUUCCGAGAAAAAAAGUGGUAAAACCACAGAAUUGAACGUUACACCUGAUAAAACUGCAAAAAAACCAGCAUCUAUAUCAGCAGCUACACCAGCCAAACCGUGAUGGAUUAAUUUGUAAAGUUUGUUGAAAAGUGCAUUUUUGAUGGUGAAAUCAAUGAAAAUUUUAAUUGAGAGUUUAAUUGUUAAAAUAAAAUUAAACAUUGAAUAAAUUGCAGAU